Molecule: messenger RNA, 2062 nt
Organism: Passer montanus (Eurasian tree sparrow)
Lineage: Eukaryota; Metazoa; Chordata; Aves; Passeriformes; Passeridae
Product: atherin
Exons: 2
Coding region: 30-587 (185 amino acids)
Source: RefSeq, a predicted model, not a curated record
CGGGAGGAGGCGGAGGUGCACGGAGGAAGAUGGGGGGGGUCACCUUCCACCCGCCACGGCUGCCUCGUGAGCUUGCAGUUCGGUACGUGCUGAUCCACCGCCGUGAGCAAGACAGGGGCACCCGCACGGAGCUGCUCGGUCCCGGCAGCGGCGGCUUCCCUGAGCGCUGGCGGAGCUGCGGCUGUCCGGGAGCAGCAGCGGCGGCGGCGGCAGCAGCGUGGCGAGCGGCGCCGCCUGCUCCUCACUCACAUCCUCGCCGCUACUCGCAGUCCGAGCGCGGGGUGCUGCGCGCCGCCGCGUGUGGCUGCGCGCCCCCUCCGCCGCGCCGCGCUCCCCCCGCGCCGCGACGCCCCUCCCCUUCUCCGGCGCGCAUGCCCGGCGCGCUGCCCGCGCCCUCCCCGGCGCGGCCGCAGCUGGAGCGCGGCGGGGCGCGGGCAGCCUGCGCUGCCGGCUAUGUUUGGAAACUUGAACGCCAGAUCGCGCCCUCAGCCUCCUCCCCGGCCGCACCGCCGGCCCCCCGCCGCGGCACCGCGGCCAGGGCGCGCAUGCACAGUCGUCGUGGUGGUGUGAUCCCAGUGACAGAAUGACACAGUUUUUGUAAGCCUGUGACUGCAUCAGAAGCUCUUCCACUUUUGAUUUGUUUAAACCAGCCAUGUUUGCCAAGUGUUUAAGGCUGGGGUGGGAAAGAUAGUGCUGUGCAUUGCUCAAGGGUGUAGGAGAGGCCAGGCAGGUGAGUAAUCACUGUGAUCUCAUCUCGCUAAUGCAAAGGGACAUAGGAUUUCCCCGGCGUUGUGAGAACACACGGCUUUUUUUUUUUCUUCUUCUAUUUCCCCCUUUAAAUAGCUAGCUGACAUUUGCAUAACACUGUUAAACAGUCAAAUUACUUAAAACAACCUCGGUUCAUGCAAAUAAGCCAAGAAUUCAUUUCACUGGGAGGAAAACAAAAUAAACCCCCCCGAAGCUUUCCUUCUCCCGCCCGCGAUCCCCGAAGUUGCCCGCUCCCCGCCCGGCCCCGCGGCCACGCCGGUGCCCGCGCUGGCCAGGAAGGGCUCUGCACAGCCCGCUUUUGCUCUCGUUGCAGUCGGCGGCUAUUUUUGCAAACAUCGACAUCGCUGCCCGCGUCCAAAGAAUAACAAACUGUGACUGCGGGGACGCGGUUCGGCCGGGACCCGGCGCGGGCGGCCACCGGCAUCGCGUCACGGGCGCGCGGUGCCCGCGGAGACAGCGCGCAGCGGGGCAGGGCGGGGGGCGGGGGGGAAGCAGCCGCACGCUCGGCGAGCGCGGAACCUCUCCCAGCUGGGCUGUGUUGGAUGGAUUUCUUUCUUUCAGUACCUCUUCCUGAUUCCUUUGUUGCUACAAACGCCGAACCCCCCGUCCAUUGCAGGUUUCCCUCUGUGUUUAAAAGGACACAGUGUUUCUAUGGCGGGGUGCCACGGCUCCCUUACACCGGCACGCUCAGCAGCCAUGCAGCGCCGACGGGGAAAGAUACCUUCCAUUCGAUUAAUAACGUUUUGGAAUUCACAUGACAAAAAUCCCUUCCUUUAAAUAUUUCAUUUCAUAUCACCAAUAUGUGUCAUUUGCAUUUUUAGUUGUCUAAAGCAUUUUAUAUGUGUCUGGUUCUAGUCUAUAAAGCUGGCAAAUGAGUUUGAUUAUAUGUGUGUGGAAUUAUUUUAUAGAGAAGGCUUAAUGAAAUGCUCACAUUGAAGUUACAAAAAUGGUAGGACCAGAUAAAAUACAGUUAGAAAAUUAAUUGUGACAAAGUGACUCUUUUUCAGGGGAAGCUUGUAGAAGCAGUAAGUAGAGAUAGGAAAGUAUUUGAAUUAUGUGAGUCUCCUGUAUGCAAAUUGGCUGAAGAAGAUGCGCUAAAGGGGAGUGGAUUUCACACUUACAAAUUUCACACCUAAACUGUGGACAUUACAAAAGCUCCACAGAAGUAUGGCAGAUGAAAGCUGGUCAAAGUAAAAGUCUUUGCCUCCAGCCACAGUGAUUUGGGGACGGCUGCAGGAUUUCUACAUUAAUAUGUUUUUACUUCACUAAAUAAACAUGUGUUCUUUCUGAUUCA